GCAUUACUGGGGUCCAUAGAAAUCUUGACAGUUUCACAGGUGAGAGAGACGUCGUGGGUUAAGCUGCUAGCUCCGGGGUUGUUUUACUUUCUCUUUCAGUUCACCGGUCCUACCAUACGCUUCGAGUCUGGGGUUGCCACAGUCAAAAAACACGAACUCCAAGUCCUAUCACCACGGCACCAUGAGCAGAAAGAAAAAGGACUGGAAGACAGAGAAAGACAGAGUGUUGAAUAUGUCAUUGGAGGAGAGGCGUAAGGAGUACCGUCGGUCUGAAUAUGUACCUCUGGACCAAAUCAACACCUGGAAACAGUCUCAGAGCACAGAAGUGACAGAGGAAGAGGAGCAGAAGGACCUUCUGAGAGACAAAGUAUCUCUCUACAAGGGUGACAUCACCAUCCUCGAGGUCGAUGCCAUAGUUAACGCAGCUAACUCCAGUCUUCUGGGAGGUGGUGGAGUUGACGGCUGCAUACACAAAGCGGCAGGCUCCUGUCUGUAUGAAGAAUGCAUCACACUCAACGGCUGUGAAACCGGCAACGCCAAGAUCACCUGUGGCUACGACCUACCGGCUAAAUAUGUGAUCCACACUGUGGGCCCUGUGGCCAGGGGACAUGUGGGUGAAACAGAGACCAAGGACCUGACAGCCUGCUACCAGAACUCGCUGGAGCUGGUCAAAGGGUUCGGACUGCGCUCUGUGGCCUUCCCAUGUAUAUCCACAGGAAUCUACGGUUUCCCCAACGAGCCCGCGGCAAAUAUUGCCUUGGAGACAGUAAAGAGCUGGGUCAAGGAGAACCAUGACAAGAUCGAACGCGUUAUCUUCUGUGUCUUCCUGGAGGCGGACUACAGGAUCUACAAGGAAAAAAUCCUUCAAGUCUUCCAAGAUAACGAUGUGACUACAGAAGAGGACACUGAGGAUGGACAGAAGACAGGAGCAGGCACAUCCCCUUCUAAGGAAUCCAGAAGCAAGAAUCAGAGUGAAGACCGCCAUGAUGACGAUGAGCUAGAUCCACCUAAAGAAGACGUUGACAACCAUACAGCCAUGGAGCAAGAUAACCUGGACGCACAGACAGGAGAAGCAGAGGAAAAGAAAGCUGACGAGAAGAGUGAAAAUAAAGAAAUGGAGGAUGCUACUGGAGAAGCAGAGGAAAAGAAAGCUGAUGAGAAGAGUGAAAAUAAAGAAAUGGAGGAUGCUACUGAACCUGAAGAGAAGGAUACGGAGAAAGAAAAGGAUACGGAGAAAGAGAAAGAGAAAGAG
Molecule: messenger RNA, 1252 nt
Organism: Salvelinus namaycush (lake trout)
Lineage: Eukaryota; Metazoa; Chordata; Actinopteri; Salmoniformes; Salmonidae
Gene: macrod2
Product: mono-ADP ribosylhydrolase 2
Exons: 15
Biological process (GO): purine nucleoside metabolic process; DNA damage response; peptidyl-glutamate ADP-deribosylation
Cellular component (GO): nucleoplasm
Molecular function (GO): ADP-ribosylglutamate-[protein] hydrolase activity
Source: RefSeq, a predicted model, not a curated record